AUGCCGGGGCAAGCUGGCCAAGCCACAAUGGGGGCUCUAGCCCGGGAGAUGGCGAGGGCAUUAAGGGAGUCCAUGAACAUACUUAGGGCGGAGACCCAAGCUAGGGAGAAUGUUGUUGAGACAAGGGCGAGCUUCUUCACGAGGGAGUUCUUGCGAGCCAAGCCGGACGAGUUCUAUGGCGGCCCCGAGCCAAAGAAAGUGGGUGAGUGGUUAAAACAAAUCGUGAAGACUUUUGAAAUGCUCCAUAUAGAAGAUAGCGAAUUGAGGGUGACUCUUGCGAGUUACUACCUCAAAGGGGACGCGGGCCAAUGUUGGAAAUAUGCCAAAGGCCGAAUAGAGCCGGCUUGGGAGACGUUCGUGGUGGCCUUUCAAGACAAGUAUCUACCUCCUACGGUUAGGGAGAGGUUGGGGCAGGAGUUUAAGGACCUUAAGCAACUCAAUAUGUCCAUGGCCGAGUUUGAAGCAGCCUUUUCUAUUUGUCCCGGUUUGGCACCGGAAUUGGUAGCGACGGAAGAGCACCGUUACAUCGAGUUCGAACAGAGAUUGAGAACUAAGAUUCUAUUCAAGGUUGCCGGGAACAUGAUCCGAAAUUAUGAUCGCCUUGUGGAGGCAGCCGCACGUGUGGAAAUUAUUGUGGAGCCCGAAGAGGAGAGACUUCAGAAUUCGAGGUCUAGGGGCCAAGGGUCGCAAGGAGGAUAUAGGCCCAAUAAGAAGAACAUAAACACCUACCCAUCCCAAUCCCAGCCGCCGCAGUCUAGAUCUACUUCCCCCUUGCCUAGUGUGGGCUCGAGAAAGGGUGCAUCGAGUGGAUUCUCUUGCUUCAAGUGUGGCCAACCGAUCACAAGGCCUUUGCUUGUCCACAGAAGGGAGGAGAGCAGCAGAUGUUGCAACCACCACUAA
This is a messenger RNA of Camellia sinensis, 900 nucleotides long. The record is from RefSeq and is a predicted model, not a curated record. NCBI's taxonomy places the organism in Eukaryota, Viridiplantae, Streptophyta, Magnoliopsida, Ericales, Theaceae.